Sorex araneus (European shrew) is the source of this 3063-nucleotide messenger RNA. It is a transcript of the gene GLT1D1, whose product is annotated as glycosyltransferase 1 domain containing 1. The record is from RefSeq and is a predicted model, not a curated record. The transcript has 12 exons. Gene Ontology annotation, molecular function: glycosyltransferase activity. NCBI's taxonomy places the organism in Eukaryota, Metazoa, Chordata, Mammalia, Eulipotyphla, Soricidae. Bases 328 to 1365 code for a protein of 345 amino acids.
ACAGGCCGCCAGCAUCCCCGGCGCAGGCCCGGGACCGCCCGGCACCUCCACCUGCGGGAGGGCGCCGCACCCCUCCUCCCUGCGGGGCGUCCCCGGCGCUGGGUCCGCGGGUCGGCCCCAGGGAAGGGCCUCCGUGGGCCGCGGGGACGCCCCGCCCCUGCUCCGGGCUCGCGCCGCGGCCGCGGAACGGGGAGCGGCCUGGGGAGCGGCGGGCGGGUGGGACCCAGAGCCGCGGCCCGCGCCCGCCCCGAGUCCCGCCCCGGCCCGCCCCGGCCCGGCUGGCCCGGCGGGGACCGAGGAGGAGGAGGCGGCGGCGGGCGGCGGGUCAUGCGGCUCCUGUUCCUGGCGGUGCUGCGGCGGCACACGGGCAACGCCGUCACGGCGCGGCGCGUCCGGGACCACCUGGAAGCCGCGGGCCACGUGUGCGUCCUGAAGGAUGCCCUGGACUUCGACAGCCCGUCCGAGGUGGCCGACCUGGUCCGGGCGGACGGCGUGGAGGCGGUGCUGGCUCUGCACCUCUACCGCGCAGGGCGGCUGCUGCAGGGCCUGCCCGUCCCUUUCGGGGUCAUCUUCGGUGGCACGGACCUAAAUGAAGACGUGAACCAGGAGGACAAGCACCGAGUGAUGGGCAGGGUCCUGCAGGAAGCCAGGUUUGCGGUCGCGUUCACGGAGGCCAUGCAGGAGACAGCGCACAGACAGUGGCCGCACAGCAGAGGGAAGGUGUGUGUACAGAGCCAAGGAAUCGCCACCUCGCCCAACACAGCCCUGAGCUGGCCCGGCUUCCUGCAGCGGUCAGACAUCAGCCCGAGCGCCGACGGCCUGUACGUGUUCCUGCUGGUCUGCGGCCUGCGGCCCGUCAAGGACCCGCUCUACCUGGUGGGCGCCUUUGCAGAGUGGCACCGAGAAGAGCCCGGCGUGUACCUGGUGAUCGUGGGCCCGGAGGUGGAUCCCGAGUUCGCCAGGGAGGUGAAGGCCACAGUGCAGAGGAGCGCGGGUGUCCGGCUGCUGCCUGAGAUGCCGCAGGAGGACCUGCACGCCGUCAUCAGGAACUGCUUCGCGCUGGUCAACAGCUCCGUGUCUGAGGGCAUGUCGGCCGCCAUCCUGGAGGCCAUGGAGCUGGAGGUGCCCGUGCUGGCGCGGCACAUCCCGGGGAACGCGGCCGUGGUGCAGCACGGGGUCACGGGGCUGCUGUUUGCAGACCCGCAGGAGUUCCUCCGGCUGGCGCGGCGGCUGGUGCGUGACCCCGCCCUGGAGAAGGAGCUCGUGGCCCGCGGGAAGGAGUACGUGCGCAGGUGCCACUCCUGGGAGGCCGAGCGCAACACCUACCAGCGCCUGGUGCAGCGCCUGCAGGGGACGGUGCCCUAGGCCGGACACGCGCGCCCGGGCUGAUGGCGAGACCGACGCGGGCCGGCCUGGACACUCCCUUCCAUCCGCCGGCGAGCGCACCGCCCGCCUUCCUAGCAGCAUGGACCCACCAUGGCCACGAGGGUCCGGCCAGCAGGACCUCUGCCCCUGCAGGCCCCCUGGGGCCGCCCCUGGCACCUCCUGAACACGGGCUGCCGCUGUGACCUUGCCCGGGUGCUGGCGGGGUGGCCGGGCUGUGGACAAGCCCCUAAGAGCGGGCACGACCCCCGACCACCCGGAUGCACUCCUCUGUCCUGCCCGCCCACCGGGCGCUCCCAAGGAAUAAACCAUCUGCCGACUCCUCACUCCGGCCCUCUGUGGGGGUCUCCGCGUCCACCUGAGCCUUGGCGGAGGGGGGUGCUCUGAGGCCACGUGGAUGGGUGGGCUGGUUGCUCGGGGCCGCCAUGCCCCCAGGAGAGGUGGGAGGAAGACCUGGCCUCAGGGGGCGCAGUGGGCAGUGGGGCCGGUGAUCAUCCUGCCUGCGGGAACACGCUGUCGUCUGGGCCUCCAUGAGCACAGGACUGUGUCAGUGUCCAUGUGUGCAUACAUGUGCAUGAGUGCAUGGCAUGCACACAUACAUGCAUGUUCAUAUGUAGGCAUGUCAGUACAUAUCUGCAUGUACGUUUAUAUACAUAUGCACACAUGCAUGCCUAUGUGUAUACAUGUGCACGUAUGUGCAUGCACAUAUAUGUGCACACGUGUAGUUUGUGCUUGUGCACACAUGUGCAUGUGUGCAUGUAUACAUGCAUGUGUGUCUCUGUGUAUGUGUCCAUGUGUGUAGUAUGUGCAUGUGUAUGUACACAUAUGUGCAUGUAGUUUGCAUGUGUAUGUGCAUGUGUGGGUGGGGGGUUCUGCCCAUGUUGCCUCCCCACCCUGCUGUGUCCUGGGUCUCAGGGUCCCUGCCUGUUCCUUUGAGGUAAGCCCCCCGUCCUGUCCCGUCGCAGGUGCUGGCCCGGGUCCAGGUGUGUGACGGGGCCAGUGAGGGCACUCGUGUCCCUCUGUCCCUGCCUGUCCUCCUGCUUUCCUUCCCCCGGAGGCUGCUCAGUAGCUGUGUCCUGUCCCCCAGGCCUGAAGCCUCCAGGCUCUGGCAGACGCCCUGUCCCGGCCCCAGGGGUCGAGGAGCACUGUAGGACUCUGGGUGCAGGGUGGGGCAGCCCUGCCUUGGCCUAACUGUGCAGUGCCCAGGGGUUCCCGGGUCCAGCCCGACUGACCCCUGCCACUGAGCCCCGUUCUGGGCCGCGUCUGUCUGGAACAAAGGAGGGUGCAGGGGCGGGGGGGGCGGGGACGGGCCCAGAACACACGUGCCAGGGGGCACCAUCACCUCCGUCUCUCUUGGUCCUGGUCGGCUUCAGUUUCCCCAGCUGGGUCGGGGGCAGGACGCGGGAGGCAGGGGCUCUCCGCCACCUCGGCCGCUGCCAGCCCGGCCGGCAGGUGGAUGCUGCAUGGACAGAAACUCGCCCCCGCGGCUGCCCGGGAGACCAGCCGGCCCUCUGCCACGCCCGGUGCCCGCUGUGACUCCCAGAUUGCCACCAUCACUUUCCCGAGUCGCUUCAAGCAUCUCACAAUAGCGACAACAACAAACCGCCUGUAAUUUCCAACAAACAGGUUGAUUUGUACCAACCACAGCUCUGAAACAGGCAAUUAAAUUUUGAAUCUGUG